This is a messenger RNA of Brienomyrus brachyistius, 6196 nucleotides long. It is a transcript of the gene pdcd11, whose product is annotated as programmed cell death 11. The record is from RefSeq and is a predicted model, not a curated record. Gene Ontology annotation, biological process: rRNA processing. The transcript has 36 exons. NCBI's taxonomy places the organism in Eukaryota, Metazoa, Chordata, Actinopteri, Osteoglossiformes, Mormyridae. Bases 222 to 5624 code for a protein of 1800 amino acids. Gene Ontology annotation, molecular function: protein binding; RNA binding. Gene Ontology annotation, cellular component: nucleus; nucleolus; small-subunit processome.
CAGCUGUAUACAGAUUUAAUGUCUUGAAAUUAUUUAUGUUUUUAGGAUAUUUUGUCAUGGACAUUUCGGUUGUGGUUUAUUGAAAUAGUGCAUUGUAUUAUUUUAUUGAUCCGGUCUUUUUCAGAGUUUCAGCUGGAAUAUCAAUAGUAUUUAGUACUGUGCAUCAAACCGUUUAUCUGAUUUAGGAACUAUGUUACGUUUAGUGUCAGGAUAGCUGUAACAUGGCAUCGUUAGAAGAGGAUUUCCCACGCGGGGGGACUUCAAAGAAGACCGCUGGAAGCAAAUCGAUUGUCGAGCGCAUUGAAGUGGAUAACUUAUUCCAGAUACGUGAGCCAGAAGUAAAAAAACGAAAAUCGACAAAAGGUGACACAAAGGGUGCGAAGAAGCAAAAGACCAGCAAAGAGGGCUCGCUAAAGCUCAACACAGCAGAAGCCACAGAUAUCCUCAGUUUUAAGAACAUCAAAGUUGGGACCUUAUUUUUGGGAUGCGUGAAAGAGGUCACUGACUUCCAGGUGACUGUCAGUCUUCCAAAUGGUCUGAAAGGAUUUCUUCCUGUGGGCAACAUCUCGGCAUCCUUUACAAAGAUGCUCACCAGUCAGCUGGAGAUGGGAGACAGCCUGGAGGAGAUAUUCUCACUGCCCAGCCUUUUUCCUCCGGGAAGGUUGCUCCGGUGCAUUGUGUCUGGUCUGGAAGCCACUCAGAAGGGACAUACGAGCGUCAGGCUUUCUAUCGACCCAAAGGAGGUGAACAAAGGAUUCACCCCCGAAUCCCUGAAAGCCGGAAUGAUGCUCAACGGAUGUGUGGAGAGUAUUGAGGAUCAUGGUUUUCUCCUUGACAUUGGUGUGAGUGGAACCAAAGCUUUCUUGCCAAAGGGAAAGCAGGUGAAAGGCACUACGAAGCAGGGGGGGUUCAAGGUGGGCCAGCACGUGGACUGCGUUCUAAAGGAGGUUAAGAACGAGGGUCGCAUCGUCCUCCUCGCCGCCACCUCCUCCGCCGUCACCCAAUCCUGUGCCGAGACUCAGCACGGCUGGACUCUCCGGAAUCUUCUCCCGGGCCUGAUGGUCAAAGCGCAGGUUCAGAAGGUGGGCAAACAUGGGCUGUUUCUGGAAUUCCUCUCCUCAUUCUCGGGCACGGUGGACUUCCUGCACAUGGAUCGCGACAGAACUUCCAACUACAGUCCUGGACAGACUUUGAAGGCCUGUGUGCUGUACGUGGAGCCCUCCUCUCGGUCCGUGGGGCUGUCCCUACGCGAGCAUCUCCUCAGCCCAGGCCCGCUGUUGGAGCCCGUCACCAGCGACUCCAUUGGCAAGGUGUUUGAGGGCUGCAGGAUGACGUCCUUGCAUCCAGCCUCUGGGGCCAUUUUGGAGCUACCUGAGAAGAUGGUGGCCUUCGUGCAUAAGCAGCACCUGAAGGACAUUGGUGAGACCUUCACCCCUGACCAGGUCAUGGCCAAGUCGUCUCACACUUGCAGGAUUCUGGAUUUCAGCCCUCUGGAGCAGAUGCAUACAGCCACACUGCGCAGGGCCAUCAUAGACGAAAUGUUCCUCAGAUAUCAGGAUUUCCAACCUGGACAGUUGGUACAGGGCAGGGUGUCCUCUCUGCAAACCUUCGGGAUCAUCGUGGAGUUGACGGACUACAUCAAAGGGAUGGUGCCCAGGACCCACCUGGCCGAUGUAGUGCUCAAGAACCCAGAGAAGGUGUACAAAGUGGGGAACAAAGUCAAGUGUCGGGUGCUGUCAGUAGACCGCGUUUCACAGAAGUUGCUUUUGACUCGUAAGAAGACCCUACUGAGCUCCACCCUGCCCCUGAUCAGCAGCUACUCCGCCAUCCGAGUCGGCCAGGUGUCUCACGGCUGGAUCGUCAGCGUGCAGAACUUCGGCUGUAUCGUCCGCUUCUUUGGUGAAGUGAAGGGGCUGGUUCCCAUCGGAGAACUGAGCAGGGAGCGGGUGUCCGUCCCACAGAGCCUUUUCUACGUCGGCCAGGUCGUCAAAGCGAAAGUGCUGUCCUGUGAUCCAGCUCAGGAGAAACUGCUGCUGUCAUUCAAGGCUGUGGUGGAUAAGGAGAACCAGGCCACCCAGAAGUUAAGCUUUGAAACUGGAAAGGAAGUGGAGGCCAAGGUGUUCAGGAAGCACCUCGAAGGCCUGGAGGUUUCCAUCCUCCCUGAAGAUGCCCCUGCUUUCCUUCCCAUAGGCCAUCUGUCUGAUCACAUGUCCAACUGCUCUCUGUUUUGGGGGGCUUUGAAAGAGGGAGACACCCUCUCCAACGCAGUUAGCCUCGGGACCAACAAGUCCAACACCAUCCUGACCCAGAAGCCCCUCGUGAAAGCCGCCAUCACAAACGGCCAGGUAGCCAGAGAGUUCUCUGACAUCCAGGAGGGGAUGCAGCUCACGGGCUGGAUCAAGGACGUCAUGCCGUACGGGGUCUUCGUGGAGUUCCCCUACGGCCUCGUGGGCCUGGCGCCCAAAUCCGCUAUGAGUGACAAGUUUGUCAGCAACACCGAGAGUGUCUUCCAGAAAGGCCAGACGGUGGCCGCCAAGGUCACCGACAUGGACAAGGAGAAACGCAGGUUCCUCCUCUCCCUAAAAGUGUCGGAAGUCUGCUUUGAAGAGGGAGAUUCCCGGAGAAGGCUUGUUCAAGGCCUGCAGGAGAGGAACGCUGUGGCAGAAAUGGUGGCCGCCAAGGAUCCUGAGCUUCUCCAGUACCUUCGGCCCUUGGCAGUAGGACAGAAGCUGAAGCUGACGGUUGACGCAGUGAACGGCGACAAAAGUGCGACAUUCCUGAGAGAUGGACUUGGCGGAGUCAGCAUAGUCGCAACUCCGGACCAUCUGAGCGGUGAGAAAUUGACCUCGGGGCAGAAGGUGACGGCCGUUAUAAUCCACGUGGACCCCUGUGCAUCGAAGAUCUAUGUCUCUCUUGCGCCGCAGUUGUUGGGGAAGAGGAAGAAGCUUAACGCAGGUGCAAAGCUAUCAGCUACGGUGCAGUACGUGGAACGAGACUUUGCCGUCAUCUCAUUGGGCGGCAGCGGUCACCUGACCACAGUCCACACGACUGUUCAUUUGAACGACACGUUCCGCUUCGAGUCGGAGAAGAUGGCCGUGGGGCGGAGUCUGAACGUCACCGUCAAGGAGCCUUGCUGCGAAGACCUCGGAGGGCUUCCAUUGGUGUCGUGGACGUCCAUCUCGGCGUCCACUCCCAGCAGGGAAACGAAGGCGAUUCCCAGGAGUGCGGCAGUGCGUAGAAAGCACACUUACAAGAAGGGCGACGUGGUGACCGGCACAGUGAAGUCCGUGAAGCCCCUCUGUGCGUUCGUCAGCCUGCCCGGCGGCGUCCGAGCCAGCGUCCAUGUCUCUCAGAUCCAGGAGACUUUCAAAAAGGCACGAAGCUUCCCCACAGCCUCCUUGAAGAAGGGCAAGACGGUCACUGCUAGGGUCAUUGGAGAAAGGGAGUGUUCCGAUCACAAGCUUCUGCCAAUUUCCCACCCAGAGUCCAAGUUCACGGAACUUGAACUCACGUUACUCCCAAGCUUGCUGAAAGAUGAUGCCAAUCUUGAGGACAUCAAGACCUCCAAGACACUGAAGGCCUACCAGGCCGGGCAGGACCUCACCUGCUUCGUGUCUAAGUAUGACAUUCAGAAGAAACAGCUGAAGGUCAUCCUCACCCCCUCCGUUAGUGGGAGGGUGGACUUUCUGGCUAUGACCCUAGAUCGCCAAGUGGCCAAAUAUCCAGAGAGGAUGUUUAAAAUGGGCCAAGCUCUCCCAGCUAAAGUCGUCGGACUGGACAGCUCAAAGAAACGGCUUUCUCUGUCCCUUACAGGCGUGUACAGACUCACCCCCGGGACGGUCACUCUGGGAACAGUGCAGGAGCUGCUAGCGAACAGUGGCCUGGUCGUAUCGCUGCCCUUCGGCAGGUCGGGCUUCGUGUCGGUGGUGGACCUCACCGACUCCUACAGGCCGAAGCCCCUGGAGAGCUAUUGGGUCGGCAAAAUCGUCAGGUGCUGCGUCAUCGGAGAGGAGCCUGACCAUAUGCAGCUGUCUCUCCGUGCAUCCAGGAUGGAGCCUGAAACCACAGUUCCUGUGAAAGAUCCAGAGAUCUUAUCAAUCGGUGACCUAAAGAAAAGCAGACUUGUCCGCGGUUACGUCAAGCAUGUUGGAGUCCAGGGCGUCUUCAUAAGGUUAUCCAGGACUAUCACAGGAUUGGCCAGAUUUGAGCAUGUGACUAGCUAUCAUGUGACUGAUAAGGAUAUAUUUGCCAAGCACAUACAUCUACAUGCUCUGUACACCACCAAGGUGCUCAGAGUCAGGAAAAAAGAAGGUCAGGUUGAACUUUCUCUGCUGCCGGAAGACACCGGAAAACCAGACGUUCUCCCAGAAUCCCUUGCUCUGCCACUGAGAGAGAGAGGGCAGGAAAUCAAAACAAAAGAUUCAAAGAAACGAAAGAGGCUGCCGGGGGAGCCUCACAAACACGGGAAGAACGGGACCGUGGAGAGGGCUGGGGAAUCGGAGGAGGAUGACAGUGGGGUGGACGCCUACUUCCAGGAAGACGAGGAAGAGUCUUCUCCAAAAAAGCCCAAGAAGGCCCCGCAGCCCAUCAAGGCGGGCAAGCAGAGGCUUCAGGUAGAAGGUGGCUUCUCCUGGGACCUGGGCCUCAGCGCUCUGCGACCAGCCGUCAGCCAGAAGGGGGCCGACGGCAGCGAGGAGGAGGAGGAUGAGCAGACCCAGAAGAAAAGCCGUAAGGACAAGGAGGUAGAGAAGCAGCAGGCGGAGAAGGUUCUCUCCAAGUUGGAGAGCGAGCUGAUGGACCCCAGUCUGAGACCCGAGUCGGCGAGCAGCUUCGAGCGGCUGGUGCUCAGCUCCCCGAACAGCUCGUUGGUCUGGCUGCAGUACAUGGCCUUCCACCUGCAGGCCACGGAGAUCGAGCAGGCGCGCGCCGUGGCCGAGAGGGCCCUCAAGACGAUCUCCUUCAGGGAGGAGCAGGAGAAACUCAAUGUGUGGGUCGCCCUUCUUAACCUGGAGAACCUGUACGGCUCGCAGGAGAGCCUGCAGAAGGUGUUCGAGAGGGCGCUGCAGUACUGCGAGCCGCUGGCUGUCUACCAGCAGCUGGCCGACGUCUACGCCAAGUCUGACAAGCACAAGGAGGCGGAGGCGCUGUAUAAGAACAUGGUGAAACGAUUCCGCCAGGACAGGUCCGUGUGGCUGAGCUACGGCACAUUCCUCCUCAGACAGGGCCAGAACGAUGCUGCUCACUCUGUCCUCCAGAGGGCGCUCCGGAGUCUCCCAGACAAAGAGCAUGUGGACCUGAUAGUCAAGUUUGCUCAGCUGGAGUUCCAGUACGGAGAUGUGGAGCGGGCUAAGUCUAUGUUUGACAGAACCCUGAUGAGCUAUCCCAAGCGCACGGAUCUUUGGUCUGUCUACAUAGACCUGAUGAUCAGGCACGGCACCCAGAAGGAAGUCCGGGAUCUGUUUGACCGCGUGAUCCACCUGAGUGUGGCAGUCAAGAGGAUCAAGUUCUUUUUCAAGAGGUACCUGGAGUAUGAGAAGAAGAGUGGGACGGUGGAGAGCGUGCAGGCCGUGAAGGAGAAGGCCUUGCAGUACGUGGAGGCUAAGGGAGCCGAGGAAGCCAGCUAGGGACGGCCCGCCUGAACAUCACGGCCCGCCUGAACAUCACGGCCCGCCUGAACAUCACGGCCCGCCUGAACAUCACGGCCCGCCUGAACAUCACGGCCCGCCCUAAACUGACUCUCACGAAUGAGAUUCCCAACUCCUCCCAGCGUGCAAGUUUUGUCCCACCGAGCAGCAGCAUGUGCCCGUUUCCUGCUUCAGGGCUGUGUUGCGAUUGGCUGCUUGGAUGUAACAUCCCGCCUCCUGUUGAACGUCCUUUUUCUUCAGAGAAGCGUGGACCACACAUGCUUCAGCCUGAAUACAUGGACUGUCGUUAUCGGUCUAUUAAUAGAUUUUCCUUGAAAAGACACUUUGGUCAUUUUGAAGAGUUUUCUUCAGUUUUUGGCAUCUGUGAUAGUACUUUUCAGAUAAAUUAUGUAGUGUGAAUAAGAAAGUAUUGAUUUUUAACCUUCAAUACAGUUUUAACGCAAAACUUUUUUUUUCCCAGGGGGAAAAAAGAAAAAACCAAACCAAAUGUCACGAAAUACACUGUUGUCUUUAAUAACAUUUAUAAACUGAAGAUGGAUCCGACAUCCAUA